AUGAAUUUACUACUAAUUACACUUGGAGUUGUUAUUGCUCACCAAAUUCUAAUAUUUGCUCCUUUUACAAUAUUUUUUACAUCUCCAAUAUUAAAUAUCAGUAGAUCCCAUGAAAUUUCAACUCAAGGAUUAGCCAAAAGAUUAGUUAUUUUUAGUGCUGGUGGUAUAAGAGAAAAUGUAUUUUAUCAAAAUUUACCUAAUAUAACUUUCUUAAAUAAACUUAUUGUUGAUGGGAAAGCAUUAUUUGGAGUUGGUGAAACUCAUUUAUUUACUCAUGAUACAAGAGGAAAUUAUAUUGUUUCAACAACUGGUUCAUAUGAAGAUAUUUUAGGAAUGAUAUUACAAACAACUCCAAUUAAAAUUGAUACAAUUUUUGAUAGAUCAGCAAAAUCUUAUAUUUUUGGUAGUCAAAGUAUUGUAAAAUUAUUUGAUAAAAAUAAUGAAAAAAUUAAAACUUUUCCUUUUAUUCAAAAAAGUAAAAAAUAUCAAAAUUAUGAAAUAUCAUCAAGAUGGAUUUUUGAAAAUGUUAAACAAUUUUAUAAAAAUGAUUCAUAUAAAAUACAUGAAAGACAUAUAUUUAAAUCUACUUCUAAAGAAUAUCUUAAUAUGCUUAUUGAAAUUGAUAAAAAUAUAUCAGAAAUAUAUAAGAUAAUUGAAAAUAUUUAUCCUGAUCGUUCAACAGCCUACAUCUUUACUUCAGAUCAUGGAAUUUCAGAUUUAGGAAAACAUGGUGAAAAUUCAGAAUAUGAAAAACAGAUUCCUUUUAUUGCAUGGGGUUCAGGUAUUCAGGUUUAUAGAAGAAAACAACAUAUCAAACAAAUUGAUAUUUCUUCAUAUUUAUCAAGUUUAAUUGGUAUAGCUAUUCCUAAAAAUAAUCUUGGUAUUGUUCCUCAACAAUAUCUUAAAUCUUCACCAACAUAUAAAUAUCAGGCAUCAUGUGGAAAUUUAAAACAAAUGGUUGAACAAUAUUUAAUUAAAAGAGAACAAAUUUAUAAUCAUACAUUUUUUUUUAAAGAAAAUACUCAAUUUACAAAAGAAACAUUAUCAACAUUAACAAAAGAAGUAACAAGAUUAGUUGAAAAUCGUCGUUAUGAUAUUGCUGCUUCAAUGUGCCUUAAUAUGAUUCCACGGGUAAAAAAAGCUUUAUAUUAUUAUCAUAACUAUGAUAGAAACUUUUUAACUUAUUGUCUUUCAAUAACAUUUAUUCUAUGGGUCUUUAUUAUUCAUGAAAUAAUUGGAAGAUAUAAUUAUUAUAAUGCAAUUGAAUAUCAUGAUUUAAUUCCAAAACCUUUAUUUCAAGUUUAUUUUUUUAUAGCAAUUAUUAUUGAUAUUUAUUUAGGAAAAUCAUUUUCAUACUCUAUACAUCAUCUAAUUCCUGUUUACCUUCUUUCUCUUUUUAAUAAUAUUUUUUCUAUAACAUCAUAUAUUGGAUUUUUAUUUAGAAUUCCAUUAAAUAUAGCAAAAGGUUACCUUAUUGAGAUAUUUAUAAAUUUUAUUACAAAAAUAAUUCCUUUAGCAUUAUUUUUAUGCUCAUUUUAUGAUCGACGUUUUCUUUCAUUAAUUUUAUUAGCACUAAGUUUACUUCCAUAUUUACAUCAUAAUAAAACAUAUCCAUAUAACAUUAUUUGGUCUAUUGGAUGUGUAUUUUUAUCAAUAUUUCCAUUUUUACCAUUACCCGUUUCACAGGAAUAUUCAAAAAUUAUUCUUUUUAUAACUUUUAUUAUAGGAACAAUAAUAUUUAUUUAUCAUUCAUGCCUCUUUUUAUCAUAUUCUAUUUUAACUAUUUCAUAUGAAUUACUAUUUCUUCUUGUCUUUAUAAUUAUUCUUUACUCUUAUGUCAGACUAGAACAUGGUAUAUAUUUUGAAAAUGAAUUUUUAAACAUAAAAUUAAUUUCAAUACCAUCAUCAUCUGAUGAUGCAAUUUUUGGUAGAUUCUCUAACCAAGAAUAUCAAAGAGCAUAUAUAGCUAUGUCUUUAUUUCUUGUAGCAUUCUUUUCAAUUGAUAAUAUAACUUCAUUUAAAAUUUGUAAUAUUUCUAUUCCAUCAUUUUUUAAAAUCUUUCCAUCUACAACAUUAUAUUGUUUAUUAUUUCUUAAAAAAAUAAUACCUAUAUUUAUUGUGACAUUAGCUAUUUCUAGUACAUUAGCUAGAAGAGCUGGUGCUUUAUAUAGAUUUUCAAUUCUUAUUAUGAUAUUAUCUAAUAUAAUGGCAUUUUUUAUGUUUCUUAAUCUUAAAGAUGAAGGAACUUGGAUAGAAAUAAGGGUUGCUUUAUCUAAUUAUCUUAUAUCUAUAACUUUGUCACUUCUUGUUUUUAUUCUUUUAAAUAUAUCUAAUAUAUUUAUGCUUUGGGAUUGUCCUAAUAUAAGAAUAUUCUUUCAAUUACAAGAUCCAUUAUUUGAAAAUGAAAAAAAAAAUAAAGAAAGUGUUUAA
Molecule: messenger RNA, 2430 nt
Organism: Strongyloides ratti
Lineage: Eukaryota; Metazoa; Nematoda; Chromadorea; Rhabditida; Strongyloididae
Product: GPI ethanolamine phosphate transferase 1
Exons: 4
Coding region: 1-2430 (809 amino acids)
Biological process (GO): GPI anchor biosynthetic process
Cellular component (GO): endoplasmic reticulum membrane
Molecular function (GO): mannose-ethanolamine phosphotransferase activity
Source: RefSeq, a predicted model, not a curated record